GCCCGACCAGGCAGGAAGAUGGACCUGUCUGUCCAAUCCGCUCAGGGGCGCAUCUUUCGCAGUUCGAGAACGCACGCCUCUGUGUGGGCCAAUCGACAGUGGCCAUGUGAGAAAGCUGAUGUUGAGGAAGCGAAAGAGUGAGAGAGAGAAGGAAAAAAAAAAGAUAAUAAUCGUGUGUUGCGCCCGUUACGUUGUGGGAUUUUCUCACCCCUGGCUUAUUAUUCUCCUUCAUCUCAACCCCAGCCUCCCUGUAGCAGCUCUGGUAGCACACACACACACACACACACUAAGUCGUGACCACUCUCCGCUGCCCGUGCUCGGCUUCUCCCCCCAUCGAUCGCGAUAAUCCCUCGCCUCGACCCGCCUUCUCCCCCGCGAAAAAGAAAAACCUCCGCCCACAUUUUGAGGUAGCUACCAGCUUAGCACCUACAGUAGACCGACCCUCCUCGAUCGCAUCAUCAUCGUAUUACACGCAGGAGCUCAACUCUUGCCCUUGUCAACCCCCAUUUCUCCCCCAAAAAGCACAGACGGGGCGACACAAUACGACAUAGCACAACACAGCACAACACAAUUCAGCACAACACACAGAGCGCACACCCACAGACAGAAUGGGCCUCUUCGACGACGCAGCAUCGACGCUCGGCGUCGGCGGCGGCCACGGGUCGUCGUCGCGCAAGCACCGCUCGCACAAGGGCAGCCACAAGAGCAGCAGUCAUCGUCACCGGUCGCGGUCGCGCGACCGCGGCGGCGACCGUGACCGCGGCAUCUCGAGCAUCUUCGGCGGCGGCGGCGGCGGCGGCUCGUACGAGAAGAACAACGCCUCGCACUCGUCCCUGUUCGGUGGUAGCGGCAGCGGCAAGGAAGAGAAGCGCCGCGGCAGCGGCGACGCAAAAUCCUUCUUCAACCUGCCGCUGGGCAACUCGAGCAGGGGGUCGUUCUUUGGCUUUGGCGCUGACAAGGGCCGCUCCCCGUCCUACUACAAGCGCUCCCCGCGCCAGUCCUUCAUGCAGCGGUCGUACCGCAAGCUCAAGCGCCUGCUGCGCGACCUGGUGCACUACGCCAAGCGCCACCCGCUGCGCGUCUUCAUGCUCGUCGUCAUGCCGCUCGUCACGGGCGGCGCCCUGACGGCCCUGCUCGCCCGCUUCGGCAUGCGCAUGCCCGCCGCCCUCGAGUCGCUGCUCGGCAUGGGCGCAAAGGUCAUGAGGGGCGACAGCGUCGGGCUCGUGGGCGACGCCGUCCGCAUGGCCUCGGGCGCCGGCGCGGCCGCCACCGCCGCCACCACCAUCGCGCGGGGCUGGGACGGCGAUAAGAGCUGGGAGAGGCGGACGACGUACCGCCGCAAUAAUGACGAUGACUGGUAUGGUGAGGGGUAUGGGAGCAGCAGUGGUGGUGGCGGUGGUGGUGGGCUUGGGUCCAUGCUGGGCGGGUUUGGUGGGUUUGGCGGCGGUGGCAGCAGUGGUGGUGGGAAUAAAGGGUGGAUGGGCAGCGUGUCCAAGUUCUUCUCCUAAGCCCCGUCUAUUCCAUUUCCUUUGUCUACGUUUAUACCUAUAUAGGGUUGCUUUUUCCGGUGUUUCGGUUUUGGGUAUUGGGCCGGCCAUUCUUCAGGCAAGCAGGUAAUCAGUCGGGCGGGCAGGCGGGCAGAUGUCUACCGGGAGCGUCGGCAUCUACGGACGAGGGGAGGGGAGGUCUCUGUAGGAUCAGGUCUCCAGCGUGAGGGCUGGUCCCCGGUGUCAUGCCUCCGAAGGAUCUUCUUGGAUAGAUAUCAGUGACAAGCUAGAGCAAGUGUAAGAGCGCGCAAUAGUUUUGGACCAGCAGUUUUUCUGAAUGCGAUACGAAUCAUCGCGAGUUAUGCACUUGUGUCAAUAUGGAGAACGGUACACAAUAACGCAAGGUAAAGAACGUCGCUCGUUAGAGUGAAAAAAAAAAAACCGUCCACGCAAAAAUAAGAAUAACUCCACAUGACCAGGAAACAUCAUGCAGAUACCUAAUCAUGUCUAUCAAACAAUGAAAAAGACGCCAGGAAAAAGUACCCAUCCUCGAUCCCCCCG
Gaeumannomyces tritici R3-111a-1 is the source of this 2048-nucleotide messenger RNA. RefSeq lists its product as hypothetical. The coding region runs from base 609 to 1508 and encodes 299 amino acids. The transcript has 2 exons. Lineage: Eukaryota; Fungi; Ascomycota; Sordariomycetes; Magnaporthales; Magnaporthaceae. The record is from RefSeq and is a predicted model, not a curated record.